This is a messenger RNA of Dibothriocephalus latus, 573 nucleotides long. The record is from the annotation of a GenBank genome assembly. NCBI's taxonomy places the organism in Eukaryota, Metazoa, Platyhelminthes, Cestoda, Diphyllobothriidea, Diphyllobothriidae.
GAGACCCACUUUGCACGCUCCGAAUGCGUAACUGGUGCCGGCGAGUGCGAGGCCUGUGGGCAGAAGAGUGUGCGAGAACGGCAACUCAGCCUGCGACAUCUGUCCCCGCAUGUCCUCAUUGGUCUGAAUCUCUUUGUUUACAACCGUGCCACCCAGGCCUGUCAAAAGGUGAUGCCUCGUAUACGCAUCAAUGAGCUCCUUUCAGUCCGAGUGCCCAAGAGCCCCUCGCUGCCACAUCAACCUUCAGUGCCCCCUCCGGACGUCGCAGUCACUGAAACCGCCUCCAUUUCGACCAAUCAGGCCGUCGCUCUUGGUGAUAGGCCCCACGAAGAACAGUCCUCGCCAUCUCCAGCUCCCGAUGUCGCCGAGGAGAGUAGUAUUCAGGUGUACAAACUGCAGGGCAUGAUUCUGCAUCAUGGCCUCUCUCUGGGCUGCGGACACUACACAUGCGUCGCUAAAGUUGACGCCAACUGGGUCUCCUUUGACGACUGUUCGACCUCCUUCACCAGUCUAGAUCAAAUCAACCGCCAGCCGUUUGCCACUCCCUACCUUCUACUUUACAGCAAAGUGUGA